AUGAGGUUUGGUCUGAACAAGUGUGCGACAGUCAGUGUGAAAAGAGGGAAGCUGGAAAGGGUCGAAAGUAUUCUCUUGACAGACGGACAAGCAUUGGCCAACUUAGGGGCAGAACAAAGGUAUAAAUAUCUAGGAGUUCAACAAACGUAUGAGAUUAGGCAGCGAGAAAAUAAGGAAGAAGUCGAAAAAGAACUGAUAAAAAGAGUAAGAACAAUACUGAACACACAGUUAACAGCUAAAAACAAAAUAACUGCACUGAACAUUUGGGCAAUACCAGCUUUCACCUACACGGCUGGAAUUCUUACCUGGUCACGGACGGAUCUAGAAAGGCUCGACAGAAAGAUCAGAACCACUUUGACGCAGUUUGGCUUACUACAUCCAAACUCCGCUAUUGAAAGGCUCUACAUACCACGCAGAGAUGCAGGGCGGGGUCUGAUCAGCUUGGAGGACGGUUACCUGAAAGAGGAAGAAAAGUUAAAAACAUAUUUUGUCAACAAGAACUUACCUGUGCACCAGUGGGUGGCAGCUCAGCGAUAUUCCACCGCAACUCCAGGGUUAAACAACGAGCAGGAGCCUGAAAGAGAAAACAUGGUAGAGAAAUGGAAGGAUAACUGGCGUACCAAACCUCUCCAUGGACGAUUUUACUCCAGCUUACACCAAAUAGAUGUCGACUUACCGAGCACAAAUAUUUACCUUACUCAGGGCUAUCUCUACCCUCAGACUGAAGGCACGUUGAUGGCAAUACAAGAUCAGGUUGUCCCGACGAGAGUCUAUGCAAGACACAUAAUGAAGAUAGACACGGAAACAACAAAAUGCAGACUCUGCAAUAAUGCCGAGGAAUCAGUGCAACACCUUUCUUCAGGAUGUUCUAGUAUAGCCGGCACUAAGUACUUAAGUCGGCACAACAAUAUGGGGAAAGUUGUACAUCAGCUCCUUUGUCUCAAAGAACGAUUACUACAGGGUUUUACCCCGCACCAUUUAUAUGAGCCGAAAUCUGUCUUGGAAAAUGAUAAUGUCAAGGUGUACUGGGUCUUGACAGUGUGUACAGACCCGGGCGUUGAGAGCAACAGACCUGACAUGGUCGUUUGGGAGAAACGCAAGAAGUCGGCAACCAUCAUCGAUUUUUCAGUGCCGCUUGACCAGAAUCUCUCAAAGGCUUAUGGCGAAAAAAUAACGAAAUACGAAGCCUUAUCAAGACAGAUGAAGAGCACCUACCAACUGAAUAACGUAAAAGUAAAGUCACUGAUUAUUAGCUGUAACGGGUUGGUGCACCGAAAAACAGUAAAACAUCUACUUGAGAUGGAUCUCCCCCAUAACACCAUUGCAUGGAUGCAGAAGGCCGUAAUUUUGGGAACGGUCAACAUAAUACGGCAAGUACUUUUCCCUCAUUAA
Messenger RNA from Harmonia axyridis, 1392 nucleotides. RefSeq lists its product as uncharacterized. NCBI's taxonomy places the organism in Eukaryota, Metazoa, Arthropoda, Insecta, Coleoptera, Coccinellidae. The transcript has a single exon. Bases 1 to 1392 code for a protein of 463 amino acids. The record is from RefSeq and is a predicted model, not a curated record.